Messenger RNA from Paramuricea clavata, 3993 nucleotides. The record is from the annotation of a GenBank genome assembly. NCBI's taxonomy places the organism in Eukaryota, Metazoa, Cnidaria, Anthozoa, Malacalcyonacea, Plexauridae.
AGCAUUAGCUCGGGCCAUUGCCAUCGCUCGCCAAGCUGACGUCAUCGCUGCUAUGUCCCUGGACUGUUUGAAAGGAACAUCAAGAGCGUUUGACAGUCGCAUACACAAACUGCGACCUCAUCGUGGACAAAUAACGGUUGCGCAGAGGUUAAGAACUGUGUUGCAUUCAGAAUUUCAUCCUUCUAAAAUUGCUGGUGGGUAUUUUUCUAUUCAAUGUAUACAGCUAUUUCAAUUAAGGUUGUCCCCGAGGAAAGCGGAAAAGUCGAAUACGAGCGCGAAAGGCUGCUGGGAAUCGCUAGAACAUUAAUGAAUCUUUUUAGCGAUUCCUAUCAGCCUUUCGCGCUCGUAUUCGACUUUUCGACUUUGCUGCAAUGAGCUGCUAUGGUUUGUGUCUGAACCACUAAAACCACUUCAAUGUUUUGAGGUAUCUUUUUCAGGUAGUUCAGACACAAACCAGGGCGGCUUAAUGUAGAAUAUACUACUAUCUCCAUCCUUAGAAAGUAUCCAUCAACUAGUGAUAGUAAACUUCACGUUCAUUUUAGAAAGCCAUCGUAUGUGUCAUCGAGUCCAAGAUGCCUAUACUUUGCGAUGUUGUCCGCAGGUAUCAGAAUAACGACAUAGAAACGUUGCCGAUGUUGUACAGGCCUACUCUGGGAUCUUACCUCGCCUUAAAUCGCCCAAACUCGCGUUGCUGAAAAGUUGCAGUUUUUGCUUAAAUCGCCUAAACUCGCAUUAUCUCGCGGCGAUUUUAGGUUGAGUUACCACCCCAGAGUAAGUUUAGUGUUUAUUUCAAUUAACAAAAUUCUAAAGUGUUCAAUGUUUUUCCAUAGGUUCAUGGAAUAGUGUUGGACACUAUCGAGUUUGUUAAGGGAAUCCUCACCACUGAAAUGAAUAGUGCCACUGAUAACCCUGUAUCUUUUUCUAUACUUGUACAAGUAUUCACCAUUUCAGAGACUAUAGGACAUUGUGUUUGUAAAGAAAUUUGAAUAUUCUUCAAUAGUUGUUUCUUGCAUAUUAAUCCUUUACUUAAUAUCAGAUGAUAUUUGCCGAAUCAGGUGAAACGAUUUCUGGCGGGAAUUUUCACGGUGAAUACCCGGCUAAAGUUAGUAUAUUUUUGGCAGAUUACUUUUGAAUAAGCUGUCGGGGUUUGCGUGUGAACUAUACUGAAAGCCAUUUCUUAAUUCUGUUCCAUAGGCUUUGGAUUACUUGGCUAUUGGCGUGCAUGAAUUAGCAAACAUGAGUGAACGUCGUAUUGAAAGACUCGUGAACCCAGGUUUAUAUUGUAUAAAUAUCUGUACAUAUCACUAACACCCUGGCUUCAAAUAAAGACUAAUUCGGUAGACAGCGUAAAUGAUUGUUUAACUGAAUUUUGUUUUUAGCUUACAGUGGCUUACCAGCGUUUCUCGUUGAAAAUGGCGGACUUAAUUCAGGUUGGUUGUUUAGACAUGAUUUACUCUGAUUGUAGGAAAUUGUGCGAAACGUUGCUGCAACUUGCAACAAAAUCUGAGUUCAACGCAUGUUAAUUGAAAAUGUUGACACAUAAAUUACAAAUCACAAGGCAACAUGUGUCGACAUUUCUACUUAACAUGCGUUGAAAUCAGAUUUUGUUGCAAGUUGCAGCAAUUUUGUUGCUCGUCUAACUCCAGCUUAACCAGUGCUUAUGUUGUACAACUAUUUCAUUCAGGGUACAUGGUUGCACAUUACACCGCUGCUUCGUUAGGUAACUAUUUCUUUCAGUUUUACGACGGCCCACGAAAAAAAAAGCUGUCAGCAUGGAUUGGCUUAUAAAUUUUGCAGCAGUUUCGAUGUUAUACUUUCUUUUUUAGUGUCCGAGAACAAAGUGCUAUGUCAUCCGUCCUCGGUCGAUUCACUGUCCACGUCAGCGGGAACUGAAGAUCACGUGUCCAUGGGUGGAUUCUCCGCGCGAAAAGCUGUCAAGGUUGUGGAAAAUGUUGAAAAAGGUACUGCCAAUAUUAUAAGACGAGUAAAAAUCCCAGGCCUUUUCCUAAGUGUGAUUUGCAAUACAACCUUUCGAUAAUUACGUCACAACUACACUGUUUUCAACUUAGGACCACCUUAAAUGGAAAGGAUUUCAAGUUUUUUUCUCAUGAGCUAUGCACAGAGAAGCAGAACAUCCUUUUUCAACACAUGCGCGAAAAAAGAUUUUCGAUUUUGAUCAAUAAAUAUGGAAAUAAGCAUUAACACGAAAACGAGGCUCCAGGUCAUGACCGGGAGCCUCGUUUUCGUGUUAAAGCUUAUUUCCACAUUGAUUGGUCAAAAUAAAGAAUUCUUUUUCAUGCAUGUGUUGAAGAAGGAUGUUCUGCUUCUCUGUGCAUAGCCCAUGAGAAACAAUCUUGGAAUCCUUUCCAUUUAACCCCGGUUUCGGUGUACGUGUACGGGUAGCAUGAUUUUGGUUAGCAAUAUUUUCGUCGAUGUCUGUAUCUUUACUCGUAAUUAAGGUGCAUAUUUUUCGCAUUAUAUCAUUGUCUGUUGCAAGAAAACAGAAAAAGUAUGAUCGAAUUACAGACAUCAUCAGUAAAACAAGAUGACACUACUCGUACCCGUACACCGAAACCGGGGUAUCUUAACCUCUCUAUUAUCGAAAGGGUGUAUUGACCUGUGUUUCGUUUUCCUCAGUCCUUGCUGUUGAACUCUUGGCAGCUUGUCAAGCCAUCGACCUCCUACGUCCCUUGACAACGACAGAACCGCUAGAAGCUGUUUACGCUUUGGUUCGAUCACAUGUCAGGUGAGUAACAGUUUGUAACAGCCAAACAUAAGAGUAACAAUGAUGCGUAAGUAGAAAGUUUGUAACAGGCAGGCACGAGUAACAGUUUUAUUGUGGUUAAUGCGCAGAACCUGGGACAAAGACCGACGGAUGGCGCCGGACAUCGAUAAAGUCACAGAACUUUUGAGGUCUGAAAAGGUGAGAUUAAUCUAUAGAAGCUUUAGAAGUUUUUUACUUCCACUGUGAUGAAAAUUUUGUGCUUUUUGUCCUGCUUAUUUCAUAUCCAUACUUACUUCAAAAUUAUAAAGCCUUGGAGGAUGAGAAUUGAACCCUCGUCGAUUUAAGCUGGGCCAUGAGAGUUGAGAAAACUCUCAUGCAAACUCUCGCCUCUCAACUCUCAUCAACUCUCAUGCAACUCUUGUUCUCGUUUGACAGGAGUAUGAAAGUUGAGAAAACUCGCAUGCAAACUCUCGCUUCUCAACUCCCAUCAUCGUUUGACCAGGGCUUAACAUAUCAUCGUGAAUAUUACUUCAGGUAUGGCAAGUGGUUUCACCUUUCAUCGACAGCUACAUGGCAGCGAGGUCGACAAGAGAUUUGGAAAGCCGUCCUUCCUCGCCAACUGGGUAUAACACUGCCGCAACUAUAAAUGAUGAAACACAACGUACACUGGAAAUGGACAUUGAACAUGAAAGUUGUUUGGGAACGACUCCUAGAGGAUAACGUUCAUUUCUCAAGUAUUUGAGUGGUGAGAAUUUGUAGAGAAAUUGUUGAUGCACCGGAAAGUUCCUCACUUUGACCAUAGAGCCUCGCUUUUGACGAACACGAGGCUCUAUAGUGACCAGUGGCGGAAAUCUUGGUGGUGGGGGGCGGGACGGCCCCCCCCCCCCUUUUGACCUACAAGAGGGCUAAAAACAGUCUUUUCGAGUGCAAAUUGGGGGGGGGGGUUGUCGGAAAUUUAGGAGGCUUUGCCCCCCCCCACCGGAAAAAGUGAAUUUCCGCCACUGAUAGUGACAUACUUUUCCGAAAGGGUGCAUGUAUUAUAGACCAUAGCUAUAGCUAUAAAUAGGCUUGUUGGAUACAGUCACAGAUGGCUUUAAUAACCCUGCAUAGCGAAAAAAUUAAAUUUGAGCUCAUCAACUCAAUUUGUGCUCGUAUUCAAUAUUUAUAGCUAAUUAUUAUUUAUUAAUUUGUCGACAAUGUAUUUAUUUACUUUAUAUACAUUAUUUACAAGUCUUUAUGGAAGCAGAAUAAGUGUUAUUUGCACAGUU